Messenger RNA from Culicoides brevitarsis, 962 nucleotides. RefSeq names its product exosome complex component RRP42 (gene Rrp42). NCBI's taxonomy places the organism in Eukaryota, Metazoa, Arthropoda, Insecta, Diptera, Ceratopogonidae. Gene Ontology annotation, biological process: U1 snRNA 3'-end processing; nuclear mRNA surveillance; U4 snRNA 3'-end processing. Bases 41 to 925 code for a protein of 294 amino acids. The transcript has 2 exons. Gene Ontology annotation, molecular function: mRNA 3'-UTR AU-rich region binding. Gene Ontology annotation, cellular component: cytoplasmic exosome (RNase complex); nuclear exosome (RNase complex). The record is from RefSeq and is a predicted model, not a curated record.
CAUGCAAUUCAGUCACGAGCCUCGAGUUCGAUCGUAAACAAUGGCAAACAUUCAUUUAAGCGAGGCCGAAAAGGUUUUUAUCCUUCACGGGAUUCGCGAAAACUUGCGUUGCGAUGGCAGAAAACGCUCCGAUUACCGUCCGAUGGAAAUUGAGACCGACAUCGUGCUGAAUUCCAAUGGAUCAGCCCGCCUGCGUCUCGCAAACUCCGACGUGAUGGCAAGUAUCAAAGCAGAAAUCGACCAACCGCAUGCCAGUCGCCCAAAUGAAGGAAAAGUCGAGUUUUUCGUGGAUUGCAGUGCCAAUGCGACACCCGAAUUCGAAGGACGAGGCGGCGAAGAACUCGCUUUGGAAAUUUCGAACACGAUGAGCAAAGCAUUUUCCUCGCCGAAUACUUUUGACUUGAAAACUUUGUGCAUUUUGCCGAGAACUUAUUGUUGGAAGUUGUACAUUGAUAUUUUGAUCCUCGAAUGCGGCGGAAAUUUAUUCGAUGCAGUCUCAAUUGCUGUCAAAGCGGCUCUUUUUGACACAAAAAUCCCGAAUGUGACGCCCGUCGAGCUCGAUAAAGGCAACACAGAAUUAGUUCUCAGUGACGACAUUUACGAUUGUUCGAGGCUGGAUGUGACAAAAGUCCCCUUGCUUGUUACGCUGUGCAAAGUUGGCGACGAUUGCAUCAUUGAUCCGACUGCCGAAGAGGAAGAAUGUAAAAUUGCGAGUCUCGUUGUCGGAGUUUGUUGUCAAAGUGAAACUGAAGCGACAAUUGCGACGAUCAGGACAAGCGGAACGGGAUCGAUUUCGCAAGAAACGCUUAGUAAACAGCUGAAAAUGAGCUUAAAUGGUGCCUUGUGUGUGAAUAAAUUGCUUAUGGAGACGCUGAAAAGAUGCGAAGAGCUACCUGAGGAUCAUACGGUUGGGUUUUUGAAGUAAAUUUAUGUAAAUAAAAGAAAAAAUUUGUUGAAAAAAA